CGAUAUGGCGUUGAAGCUGCUUUUUAAGGGCCGUUAGUUUUCUUUCAGCUUCCAUAGCGAAGCAAAGAUACUGCACCAUGACAAGUAUUAUUCUCUUCUUCUCCUUUCUACCCUGUAUUUGCUUGCUUGCUACAGCUUCAACAAACUCUAUAACUCCAACCCAACCACUUACAGACGGACAAAUACUUUAUUCACCCAACAAUUAUUUCCAACUCAAAUUUUUCAAUCCCUUGGAUACCAAAAAUCGCUAUGUAGGGAUAUGGUGUUGCCCAAACGACUCAUUAACGAACAGAUUCGUCUGGGUCGCGAACAGAGAGAAGCCGCUUACAGAUUUCGGGGGAGUUUUUGCCAUCCAAAAUGGCGGAGGUCUGGUUGUUCUGGAUGGGAUGAAGAAAGCAGUCUGGUCGUCAAACACUUCAUAUGUGAUGAAUAAUUCUUCAGUUGCAGAGCUGUUGGAUUCUGGAAAUCUUGUGUUGAGAGAAGUGAAUUCAGUAAGAGUCAUUUGGCAGAGCUUCGAUCAUCUGUCCGAUACACUUAUCUCAGGGAUGAAGGUCGGAAUCAACCUGAAAACAGGAGAAACGUGGACGCUGAGAUCGUGGAGAAAUGAUAGGGAUCCAGCACCCGGUAGCUUUACAUUUGGGAUCGAUCCUCAAUCACUAAAUCAGUUCUUCAUAUGGCGGAGAUCCAUUCUAUACUGGAGAGGCAUCUUCUGGAACGGGACUGCAUUUAGUUCGCCUCCGUUGAAUUCUUUCAACUACAAAAUCAUCAGCAGUGAAGAUGAGGUCUAUUUUACUAUCCUCUCUCCUACUGAUAUUGAUUUAUAUAGCUUUCUGGUGAUGAAACCAGAGGGUAUUUUUGAAUAUUCCGAAAUAUACAGUGGAGGAGCGUCCAUUUCUUCCACGUAUUUACGAGAGGAUCAGUGUAGAGUUUCUGGUGGUGGCUGCGGAAUGUUUAGUAGCUGCAACGAAAAUGGUAUGCCACCAUGCAAGUGCUUGCCAGGGUUUGAGCCCUCAUUACCUCGCAACUGGAGCUCUGGAGACUGGACAGCUGGGUGCAGAAGGAGGACUCCAGUGCCAUGCCGUGAUCUGAGUGAGUUCAUACUUUUGAAAAGGGUGAAACUCACUCCUGCAGAUUAUAAUGAACAUAUGUUAGCUUUAUGCGGACCGCCUUGGGUACUUCAUGGCUGCUACAGUGCAUAUGCCUUCAAAAAUAGGAGCAGCGAUGGUGAUGGUGAUACUUGUUACUACUGGUCUGAAGGCAAUUUGAGGGGAAUUAUAGAGAAUGAUGACGAAGAAGAAGGAUCGGAGUGGUGGGACCUAUACUUAGGGCUUACAUCUUCUGAGUUUGGUGAGCUUAGUAGGACUGGGAGAGAAUGCGGAAACUGCGGCACCAACAUCAUUCCUUACCCUUUAAGCACUGGACCCGGUUGUGGUGAUCCAAAAUAUAGUAGCAUUCGCUGUGACACCGACACCGGUCAACUUCGCUUCCAAGCACUCGAUGGCUUUUCUUAUGAAAUUAGCAGAUUCAACCCUGAAAGUAAGAAGUUGGUGAUCCAACCAGAAGGCAUCGAUCUUUGUUGGGCAAACAGUUCGAAAAGAAGUGAUAUACAUCUGAAUAGUAGCCUACCAUUUUAUGUGACCAAAAACAACACUAUUCUUUUGCUAAAUUGUUCAACUUCCAAACACUUACCACCUUUGAAUUGCAGCUCUUCUAGUCAGUGCCGUAGGUACAUAGAGGAUGGCAGAGCACCCUGUUUUGAUCCACAGAGGUGUUGUAGUUAUACUGUUGGGGAUUUUCCAUGGAAAUUUCACACAAUUGGAGUUUCAAGUACUGGGUGCAGUGCUUAUGCAAGCAUUUUUAAUUGGGAUGACCAAGACCUACAGCAUAAAAGUUACGAGGGAAUUGAAAUUGGCUGGAGAGAUCCACCAGAACCAGUGUGUUAUUCAGUAAACGAGUGCUGGGCUUGGCCAAACUCAACGUGCUUGCCUGAUAAGGCAGAAGUUGGAAGGAAAAGGUGCUUCUGCAAUGCAAACUUCCGGUGGGAUGGAUCACUGAUGAGGUGCAUGCUUGAUGGUGGUGGUAAUAUGCAAACAACAAAUUCAUCCAACAAGAAGGGAGCAUUGCCGCAGUCAGUCAAUAAGAAGGGAGCAUUGCCGCAUCCAUCCCAUAACAAGGCAGAAUUGCCACUAAUUGUCACGGUAACUGUUGUCAUUGGAAUUCUUACAUUGAGACCAUUAAUCUAUUGUUGGUGGAAGAUGAAGGACAUGGUAAAAGGAAAGCGGAAGAACAGGCUGAAUGGACCCAUGCAUCAAUUAGGCACACACGUUCCAAGUGCCAAUGGGUUUCUAGAUGUACCUAAGAAGAGCAAUGGCCUUGAUGUACCACUUAUAGAUUUUGAAAGCAUACAAGCAGCUACAGACAACUUCUCGGAAUCAAAUAUACUUGGAAGAGGGGGUUUUGGAACUGUGUACCAUGGUAAGCUGCCCGCGGGAGAAGAAAUAGCAGUGAAAAGACUUUCAAAGUUUUCUGGGCAAGGCCUAUUGGAGUUCAAGAAUGAGGUUAUGUUAAUUGCGAAACUUCAGCAUAGAAAUCUCGUUAGGCUCUUGGGUUAUUGCAUUGAGGGAGAUGAAAAACUGCUCAUCUAUGAGUACAUGCUGAACAAAAGCUUGGACUUCUUUCUCUUUGAUCCAAAUCGAUGCACGUUGUUAGACUGGGAGAAGCGCUUCAACAUCAUUUUGGGAAUCUCUCGAGGCCUCGUCUAUCUUCAUCAAGAUUCUCGGUUGAGAAUUAUACAUAGAGAUUUCAAAACUAGCAAUAUUCUGUUGGAUGAAGAGAUGAACCCCAAAAUUUCAGACUUUGGAAUGGCUAGGAUUUUUGGGGGAAAUCAAACUCAAGAAAAUACUAAUAGAGUGGUUGGAACAUAUGGAUAUAUGUCUCCUGAGUACGCUGCAGAUGGGAUUUUCUCUGUGAAAUCUGAUGUUUUCAGCUUUGGAAUUGUACUACUCGAAAUCAUCAGUGGGAAGAAGAACGCGGGCUUUUAUAACUAUGAGCACUCUUUGAGCCUAAGUGGACAUGCAUGGCGAUUGUGGAUGGAACAAAAAGCACUGGAUUUGGUGGAUCCAUCACUAAGCGAGACAUAUAAUUCAUGCACUGCUGUGAAGUGCAUCAAUGUAGGGCUUUUGUGCGUGCAAGAAAAUGCAGCAGACCGACCAACCAUGGCUUCCAUUAUCACGAUGCUUGAUAGUGAAACUGCAAGUCUUCCAACACCCAAACAACCUGCUUUCUACAUAAGAAGUGCCCACACUACAAAUUCUUCUAAUGGGCCGCCGAAUUGUUCCAAGAAUGAGGUGACAAAUUCCACAGUAGAAGGUAGAUAAUUUUGAGAAGCAAAUUUUAGCUUAUUUUCCUAAAAGCUAUGAGUCUUUCUAGCCAUGGUAUGAAUUAGUACUCUCUGUAAGUCAAUGACUUCUGCCUUGAUUUAUGCCAAUUCAUUUCUUA
Messenger RNA from Magnolia sinica, 3498 nucleotides. RefSeq names its product G-type lectin S-receptor-like serine/threonine-protein kinase B120. Bases 78 to 3377 code for a protein of 1099 amino acids. Gene Ontology annotation, biological process: protein phosphorylation; recognition of pollen. Gene Ontology annotation, molecular function: protein serine/threonine kinase activity; ATP binding. The transcript has 8 exons. Lineage: Eukaryota; Viridiplantae; Streptophyta; Magnoliopsida; Magnoliales; Magnoliaceae. The record is from RefSeq and is a predicted model, not a curated record.